Daldinia vernicosa is the source of this 5355-nucleotide messenger RNA. Its product is annotated as putative bacteriodes thetaiotaomicron symbiotic chitinase. Lineage: Eukaryota; Fungi; Ascomycota; Sordariomycetes; Xylariales; Hypoxylaceae. The record is from RefSeq and is a predicted model, not a curated record. Gene Ontology annotation, molecular function: hydrolase activity, hydrolyzing O-glycosyl compounds; chitin binding. Bases 1 to 5355 code for a protein of 1784 amino acids. The transcript has 14 exons. Gene Ontology annotation, biological process: carbohydrate metabolic process.
AUGGCACGGCACAAGAGAGCUCUUUUUAUCAUUCGUCUACGCAAGUCCUUUGGUUCAAAUUUGCUGCUUCUGGCAGCCUUUUCCCUUUCACAGGACGCGCCGCCUGCUUCAGGAGGCACAUGUUCAGAUGCCGUACCGUGCGUGUCUGGGUGCUGCAAUUCUAAUAACGCGUGUGGAUUCGGUCCCAAAUAUUGCAGUCCUGAAGCCGGCUGCAAGAGUAACUGCAAUGCCACGGCAGAAUGUGGUCAAUAUGCUGCAAAAUCCCCUGGAGAUUGUCCUAUCAACGUCUGUUGCAGUCAGUAUGGCUUCUGUGGUGUGACAGAUGACUUCUGCGGCGAUGGUUGUCAGCCAAAUUCGGACGGUGGUGGAUGUGGUGAUGCCCCGCGACCCAAGGAUUGUAAAACGAAUACCGAUGCGCUUUCCUAUGAGCGUCGCAUUGGGUACUAUGAGCUCUUCGCUACUGAGCAUUACUGCAAUGUCUUCGAGCCUGAAGAUAUAGUAGUUGCUGGUCUCACUCAUUUGAACCUAGCUUUCGUCAAUUUUGGGCACGACUUUAAAUUACAGACAGGCGAUGGAAGCCUCAUAUACCGCUCGUCGCUUCUAAAGGUCAACAAUCCAGGGCUGCAUGUAUGCAUAUCAGUUGGGGGAUGGGACUUUAAUGAACCUCCCGAUCAGGCUCGUUGGUCAAAUAUGGCCAAUGACUACACGAACCGACAGACGUUCAUUAGCUCCGUCGUGGAUUUUCUCAAAGAGUAUGGGUUAGACGGCAUUGACCUUGACUGGGAAUACCCCUCUGCGAGUGAUCGUGGUGGUAUCCCCUCGGAUGCAGACGCCUUUGUGCUGUUGGUGUCGGAUCUACGUGAUGCAUUCGACUCGGAAAACCCUGGGUGGACCAUUUCGGUAACGUUACCAACCAGUUACUGGUAUCUACGGGGGUUCGACGUUAAGAAUAUGCAAAAAUACGUAUCAUGGUUCAACGUAAUGUCAUACGAUUUACAUGGUACUUGGGAUCAUGACAAUAAGUGGACUGGGCCAUAUCUUAAGGGACAUACAGACAUCACCGAGAUUGACUUAGGACUCGAUCUUCUAUGGCGCAAUGGCGUCGAUCCCGCCAAGGUGGUAUUCGGUAUGGGAUUCUAUGGGCGCUCAUUCACCAUAGCUGACCCCAAUUGUUACGAACCCAACGGCGUUUGUAAGUUUACUACGGGUGGCCGAGCCGGUACCUGUUCCAACACGGUGGGUAUUCUCACGUAUCAGGAGAUUGCGGCACGUAAUAGCAGCUUGGAUGUACAAACGUUUUACAACUCUACUACGACGGUCAAGUUCAACGUAUAUGACGGCGAUCAGUGGAUCUCAUAUGAUGACGAGGAGUCAUGGCAUGACAAAAAGGCGUUUCUUUCCAAGAGGUGCUUGAGUGGUCUAAUGAUCUGGGCCUUGGACCAGGAUAACUCGACAUUUGAAGCCUAUGGUGGUGUAAUGGGGGACACGUCAAUUUUAGAACUUGAGGGCGGCGGUCUAAGCCCCGAAGCGACGACUCAACUUGCCGUUCAGUUUGCUGCGUACACUGGACAGAACUGCUUCGUGACACCACGCUGUACAGAUGGGAGUUCUAAAGAGCAAGGCCCUCAGCAGGUCUGCCCAGGCGGAUACCAGUCCGUAUCCACGGCUCACACACCCAGGCAAGCUCCGGGUCAUGGCUACUUCGGGGAGUGCAGUGAGGGUUGGUGGCGGAGUAUCUGUUGUCCGAAAAACGCCCUCCCUAAGAAUUGCCGUUGGGUAGGCGCCCCUGAACGCAGCGAGAUUGGUUGCUCGGGAUCCUGCGGUAGCACCCAGUUUGAACUCAAUACGGACAGUUAUUUAGACGCGAAAGGCGAGCGAACUUGCUACUACGGCACACGCUCUCUCUGCUGCGACUCCACCGAGCUGGUCUCGGACUGUUACUGGAGUCCAUGUCAGGGACCGAUUCUGACCAACCCAGAGUGUAACGAAGGCUACACUUUCGAAGGAUAUCGAUUAGACAAACCUGACGGCACGCCGUGGUGCUCGGAUACGUAUGUCUCCCCUCUUGAUGGGAACAAGGGUAGUCCGGUCCACGGUAGCUUCCGAAGCGCGCUAUGUUGCCCAGAAAAGCAGGCCUGGGCUAACUGUGAAUGGUCUAAUAAUGCCGGAACAUUUGACCAUGAGCAUGUAUGUAUGCCCUCCUCAUGUGGAAAGAACAAAAUCCGGAUCGGAACCGCCCUUGAUCCACCCCCAUUACCUUCUACCGACUCAACAUUUCCGAUUUCCUGUUAUGGGUUUGUCGCUCCGCCAGGGAGAGAUAUGCACUACCCGCUGUGUUGCGACUUACAAAGUAAAUACAACAAGAAGUGGCCUGUUGAUCCCGAGAAGGUCUUCCAGACAUAUUAUAACACCCCUGGCGAUUCGGAUGUGAUGUGGCAGUAUAGUGACGAGUACACCAACAAUGAUAAAGAUGACGGCCAGUCAAGUUCUGAAGAUGGGGCCGAUGCUUAUGGCUUCCUGAUGCUCGAUGGGCCGGAAGGCUCCAUCGACAGUAGCUUCUCCACUACAAACACUAUUGUCCGCAAGGAGGCAGCAAUACCGCGUGUCAAGCGGUCACUCGUGACGUACAACCAGACCGUCAUGGACACCGUCUUUGAUCAUGCCGAGGAAACCUUUCAGUUCUACUGUAACUUCCCUGCGGGAUCAGCUGAGUGUAAUCGGCUGUGGAUAGACGGAGCCGAGGAUACCAUUAUCCGGAUGCCAGACCAUAUAGGAGAAGGCCCCUUCGCUCGUAUCGUUUCCAUUAGAGAAAUUUCAACGGACAAAGAAGGCUUCAGUCUUCCCGCUCACCAUAUCGAGCAUCGGGCUCAGCAAGGAAUCUACGACACGAAUCCUGUUUAUGAGGCUAAGGUUGAUUAUAACUUCUUGGCCAUAACUCCUAAACGCGAUGAUGAGCCGGUCUAUCUUCGUGUUGACUACACGAAUUUGCUGGGGUAUUGGGAUGAAGUGGAGGCCGCUGAUCCCGGUAAGAAAAGGAGCAAUAUGCCAAAUUGGCAGUCGCGCGUCAAGCGAGCAGCUAAGAGAGACAGGGCCAUAAGGAAGAGGUCGGCACCAAUCAAUGUAACCGUUCCCAUGGAUUCUAUUGCCUCUCGUUGUAGUAAUGGUAGCACUUCUGCUACCCGCUCUGUUGACAAAAGGUGGUGGGGAGUCAUUGGAGACUGGGUCAAGAAGAUGACGACGAUCGAGAAGUCCGAGUUGGGUGUGAUCCCGUUAGCCUGGGGAGAUACUAUCAAUCUGUUUUCAGCCCAAUGGGGAUGCCCAGGUCAAACCUUCUCAGCAAACUUGAGAAUGGACCUAGAAGCUAAUAUUGAGAUGGACGCCACCUACGCCUAUUACUUCCAGGGCCAGUUCAUUCCUCCAAAAAGCCCCGAGGUCUAUGCCUAUCUAGGCAUGGAGCCUUCAGCAUACGUUGGCCUUCACUUGGUGGGCAAUGCCAGGAUGCAGUACACCUCGGGCCGGAAGAAGCUCAUCGACACUCUUGCGUAUCCAGGCUUGGCUGUUAAAGGCAUUGCCGCCGUUGGGCCCACACUGGACGUUUACGGGGAGAUUCGAGGAAAGAUUACUAUACAUGGCGAAGCAAAUGCUGGAGCAACUCUCAACUUUGGCAAAGCCGAGGUAUAUUGGCCCUCAGAUGCCGCGGAGAGCGAGAAAGCCCAACAGCUGCUCGGUCUCGAUAGUACGGCCAAAAAGCCUGCCCCCGAUACGAUCGCGCCGACGUUCGAGGCGGGGGUAGAGCUUGAUGCACAACUGGAUGUAAUCGUAACACCCGAAGCCAAUGUCGGGAUAAAGAUUGGUGGUGGAAGUCUAGUGAGCGCGACUAUUAUGGAUGCGCGGCUUACGGGAUACGUAAUGGGCGACCUCUCAUUUCAGGCCUCAGGUCAGGCGGACACCAAUACGGGAAACUUCCAGUAUAGUUAUGGCGUUUACGCCUUCUAUAACAUAGGCUAUAAAGCCACCGCGGCUAUCUUGGGCCUUAUUAACUGGGCAACGGGCCCUCAACAAGCAUACACGCCGGACAAGCGCAUUGACAUAUAUGGCCCUAUAAGCGGUAAGAUUCCACUCCAUUCAAAGAGGGGACUUGAAGAGCCACACGGGAACGGCGACUACGUAGCCACCGGGUCUAGUCUCGGCUUACUACCACGAGCCGAUGGUGAUGACGAUGGCCUAUCCCCUAAUACCCCUGACUUCACGCAGCAGCUUAGCUGCCCCCCAGGAUCAUCAGCAGACGUGAAGCUGCCAGAGCUUCGCUUCAAUUGCGACCUAUUCGGCCCCGUGCAGAUACUACCAUUCGGGUCCGGGCAGUCAUAUUUACAGCAAGGCAUGUGCGACGGUUGGAAGAGAAUGUCGCCGCGCCCUACGGUACUAACCUACUCGCCCGAUAAAACCCGCAUCGGCAAACGACGAGACCAACAAUGCGCUGGUGGAUACUGUAAAGAUGCCCAACAACAGCUAAAUGCUGCUACAGGACGUGACGGCAGCUCCAAGGCAAGGUUAGAGCCCUUGCUCGAAUGCGACGAGGCCCCUUGGGCAUCAACCGAGGAAGGGGGCGAUUACUUGCCAAGUAACGAGCGCUCGGCUACCUGCGUGCCUGCAUAUCAGAAUCAAGGUUGGGGUGGAAGUUCAUGCCAGAAGAUGGUGGGCGAUUUAUCAACCAACUGGGGCCAGUUGGACCCAACUCUCGGCCUCGACGACUCACAGAAAGUUGAUAAUUGGCUCAAGUGGAGGGCCGACAGUGAUUCGUGGACCACCGCCGAUGCAGUAGGUGCUAAUAAACAGAGACCGGUAAAGUAUCCUAAUAAUCAACCUGACCCUGACGGAAUGGGCACUCGGCCGGAUUCUCAGACAUCUUGGCUAUUCCGUCGUAACUACACCUGGUCGCUCGUUGAGGACACGGCCGAUGCAAGCCAGUGGUGGGGUGCAACCGGCCGUGCGUUUGUCAAUACCUACACUGGGCCUGCUGGAUGGGAUUCCGUUUUGUGCGCCAUCAAUACCUUCGGCCAGGAUCAUCUAUUUAAGAUGGACGGAAGUUCUGAUUACAACGGCUACUGUCUUCGCGGACCCCAGUACACCACCAAGGGCUGGCAGUAUGUUUACCAUGCCGCGCGAUGUAAAAUCACCUUCGGCGCGGUGACGAAAAGGGAGAUCAACGGCAGCAAGGCGACGGGUACUGAAGACGAAUGGAGUGUACGGGAUAUUAAAUUUGUAGACACGCCCGAGGACGAGAAGCUCUCCUUUGUGGUCAGCCCGUUAAAUGUCGUAGAUAACCCCGUUAUGGUAAAGGGGAGGUCGCCGUAA